Molecule: messenger RNA, 1419 nt
Organism: Impatiens glandulifera
Lineage: Eukaryota; Viridiplantae; Streptophyta; Magnoliopsida; Ericales; Balsaminaceae
Product: DAR GTPase 2, mitochondrial
Exons: 9
Coding region: 163-1284 (373 amino acids)
Cellular component (GO): mitochondrion
Molecular function (GO): GTP binding; GTPase activity
Source: RefSeq, a predicted model, not a curated record
UAUACAAGUUAGAAUUUUUGAAAUCAGAUUAAAAAAAAAAAAGCUUACCUUUUCGACUAGAAAGGACGUAAACUGGGAUCGAAAUAAUCGAAAAUGGUGGUGAAUCAAUACUAGUUAUUGGCCUAUCCCCCCUUGUUUAAAGACUUUUCCUGACUGUCGGCAAUGGCGGGAAAGCAACGUUCAAUUUGGUUUACCACUCAUAUGGCUGCCGCAUCUUACGCCAUAGCCGAGCGGAUUCCUAUGGUCGAUAUCGUCCUUGAAGUCAGAGACGCUAGGGCUCCAAUUUCAUCAUCUAUAUAUGAGUUAUUCAAGAACUUCAUUCACGACUCGAACCAAGAUAAGAACCUUGUUGGUGGCUCACAAAUAAAGGCUCCAUUUUCAUUUAAUUGUAAUCUAUUGAAGAACUUUUCGAAUGAUGCAAACCAUGUUAUAGUCCUGAACAAGAUGGACCUUGCUAGUCGUUCACAAAGAAAGGAAUGGGAAUCUUAUUUUCGCCAAAUGAAUUACAAUUGCUAUGCAGUAAAUGCUCACAAUAAGGAGAACAUUAAAGAGUUCUUAAUCUCUCUGCAAUCUCAAGUUAAAGAAUUGAAGCAGCCUAAACAUUCUAGCCAUACAUUUUCUUUGAUGCUAGUUGGGAUCCCUAAUGUAGGGAAGUCUGCUCUAGCCAAUUCCUUGCAUCACAUCGGUCGAAUUAGUGCAGCUGAAAAAGGAAGAUUGAAACAUGCAACUGUCAGCCCAUUUCCUGUGGAGACUAAAGACAUAAGUGCCUUGAAGAUUGGUAGUCAUCCUAGUAUUUAUGUCUUGGAUACACCUGGAGUUUUGCCGCCUUAUAUUUCUUCGAAUAAUGUAUACAGAAAACUAGCAUUAACAGAUUCCAUUAGAGAUCCUCUGGUUGGGGAACUAGAACUAGCUCAAGUUUUUCUAAGAUUAUUCAAUUUGAGCGACGAAUACAUCAAAUGGGGAAAACAUUCUAGUAUAAUAACAGAUUCAAGAAAUGAAAAGACGAGGAAAGGCCAAUAUUCGACUGAUCAUACACAGGAUUUCAUAGUGGGCGAUGUUCGCAAGACUUUGUACGAUUCACUUGCGAGUUUUGAAGGCGAUUUGGAAGAUGAAAAUUGUAUGGAGAAGCUUAUUGGUGAACAAUUUGAAGCGCUUAAGAAAGCGUUUCGAUUAUGUGAAGAGUCAGAAGAGAUGGUUAAUAAUAAGUUGGCGAGUAAAUUACUUGAUCUUUACCGAAUUGGAAGGCUUGGGCAUUAUACUUUAGACUCUCUGCCUGUUGAUUGAUUUUAACAUGAAUUUUUGGGUGAAACUAGUAGAGAUUCCUGGAUUUUUAACUAGUUCUAUAUGUUACUGAGUAAUAUUUUUAUUUUUGUUAAGAAUUGUUUUAACCAAUUAUAGAGUAAUAGUUAGUGAAUUAUU